Bufo gargarizans (Asiatic toad) is the source of this 1898-nucleotide messenger RNA. It is a transcript of the gene RGS19, whose product is annotated as regulator of G protein signaling 19. The coding region runs from base 147 to 824 and encodes 225 amino acids. The record is from RefSeq and is a predicted model, not a curated record. The transcript has 6 exons. Lineage: Eukaryota; Metazoa; Chordata; Amphibia; Anura; Bufonidae.
CGGUACCGGCUCCAUCCCCCCCUCCCCCCCAGCCAGGCGGAUGUGCUUCAGGAAGCGACCGGGCUCCGGUGCUGCCCAGAUUGGUCCUAAAGCCCCAAAUGCUCCUGGCAUAAACAAAAGGGAGGUUAUAGCAGAAGCCUCAAAACAUGGUCUCCAUGGAGGAGCUAUAUGAAAGCGGACCAAUGAUGUGUACCGUGCUAUAUAAUUACACAGGGCCUGACCCCAGCGAGUCUCCCAUGUCACGAUAUGACAGGAAGCAGCCCACCCGGAACCACCGGAACAAUCCCUGCUGCCUCUGCUGGUGUUGUUGCUGCAGCUGUUCCUGGAAUGACGAGCGCAACAGACGUCGGAGAUUAUCACGAGACACCAAGUUGGAGGUUGUCGCUCACUGUGAGGUCUGCUCAAAACCAUCCUCAGAAGAGGUGCACAGCUGGUCUCAUUCAUUCGAGAAGCUGAUGAAGAACCCGGCUGGUCGCAACGUGUUUCGGGAGUUUCUCCGCACAGAGUACAGUGAGGAGAACAUGCUGUUCUGGCUGGCAUGUGAGGAGCUGAAGAAAGACAACUGCAAGCAUAGCAUUGAAGAACAGGCACGCAUGAUCUACGAGGAUUAUAUUUCCAUUCUGUCUCCCAAAGAGGUCAGUCUGGAUUCUCGGGUUAGAGAGGUGAUCAACAGACGGAUGCAGGAGCCCUCCUCUCACACGUUUGACGAUGCCCAGUUGCAGAUAUACACCCUGAUGCACAGAGACUCCUACCCACGAUUUCUUAACUCGGGCAUUUACAAAUCCAUGCUCCAGAACAUUUCACGCUCCAAUUCGGAGUCAUAGGUUUGAACCACUUCAGGGGCUGCAGAGACUGGUCGAUACGCACAUUUUAUACAAGCUGUUGGGAGCAAGAAGGGGAAAUUUAAGGGGCAGUUGGCGCACGUCCUGUUUCCUCCAGCCACUUUCCAAGAUCCAUCCUGCCUCGGAAUGCAGAGCGCCGCAGAGCCUCAGCCCCCCAUAGCUUAAGGAGAAUUUAACGACGACGCCUUCACCUCACACCUCUCCUGACCUCCCUCUCCCCCUCUGUUUACUGUGUGCAGGAAGACAAUGGGGCAUUAGGUACUGUAUGGGGGGAACUUACCUCAGGACGUAAAUACUACUGAACUCCCCAGGGGGGGUCCUGAGAGGAGAGGGGUCCAAAUAUUUCAUAUAGUAAUGCCUUUCUUGAUAGAAAGGGCUAAGUAUGGGAGCUUGGGGAGGGAGGCGGGUUGGAAGUGUGCUUUAUGAGCUCCAGGCUUCGAAGUUCAGUACUGGAAGAAAUAGAGAUGUGAAAUGCUCUGGUACCCCCUCCUUGUUCAGUGUCUGCAUCGUCAGUGAGAUAUUUAAUAUGGAGGGGGAGGUACGAUUUUAUUCAGUUAUUGGGGAUUCUGUUCUGAUUUUACGUUUCUGAGCGUUGAGGAGUGGGGUGCUAGGUUCUCUCCUAAUUAGUGGUGAGGAACCAGUGUGGUGGAUUUUGGGGAGGGUGGGCAAAAUUUUCCUGCUUUAAAUACAUAUACAUUAUAUUACACAUAAUACCCACAACUUGCCAACAACAUGUAGGGGGGGGGGGGGGCGGGCGUCUGUUUACAGUGUGGACAUUAUCAAGCCUCAUUUCAAGCUGAGACGUUGCCUGUUUGUGGAGAGAGGUCAGUCGAGAAACGAUACCUUUCAUCCAUCAGCAGGGUCUAUAUCAGAUUUGGGGGUAUUGUCUGCCCCCUGCUGGCCAAAACUUCCUAAAGCUACCAAAUACUCCAGCACUCCUCGAGCAGAUGUGAUGUCACCGUCUAACAGUGUUACUUUUCUUUCAACACCUCCAUGAAAAUUUUAACAGACUUUUUAUAAAAAUAUAUAUGUGCAAAUAUAUAUAUAUUAUAUCUA